CCCUGGUCAAACACAGGUGCGUAGCACUGCUUUAGAUUCGCUCUUCAGCUUUUGAUUUAAAAAAAACCAUUGGGAAAUGGUAUCUGACCUUAUAGAACUCACCUUUCUUUCUUUCACAACUUUUUUGCUCCAUCUGAUUCCCAUACAGGCUUUUGCGUAGAGAACGCUGUCGAACGUACGACGAAAAAUGACAAUGAUGAUUUCGUUGAGGGUUUAUUAGCAACCACGGUAUCGUGUGAACAGCCGUUUGCGAGCAGCAUUCGAAUUCAAGUUCAAACCCUURGUGAUGAGAAAGACUCUCUAACCUCGGAAUAUCUCCUAAAUCAAAUCACCCAAGCGUUCGAAUCGGCCUUGAAACCUAUUUUCGAAGGUCAGCCCGGAAUUAUCGGUGUCGAGCUUGUUGGUAUCAACGAAGAAGUUGACCAAGAAUACACCAUCGAUCAAAGCAACAGCAAAUCCAGCGAAGACAGCAAUCGAAAUCAUCGCGUUAUGAUUGUUAUCUUUUCGGUCUUGGCUGCUGGAUGUUUCAUGUGUAUCGUAGUGGUUGUUCUCACUGCCAUCUUCAGACGCCGCCAAAAGAGUCUACCCGGAGGCUACCCUAAAUUUCUCGGAGCGCAUCAGGAGCGUGUCGCCCAUGUCCCCUUUGAAGACGAAUAUCCCAUUCCUGCUGGAAACUAUGAUGAUGACGAUGAUGAAGACAAAGACCUCGUGCUUGAUAGCACACAUGCGAUCGCACCACACGAAGGAGGCAGAGCAUCGAAAUUCUCUUCGAUGCCUCGUCCUGCUUAUGGGAACGGCGAUAAUGAUACAGAGGAGGAAAGCUACGACUCGGAGAGCUCCCCCAUGGCUGUUAUUUCGUGCCCUUUUGAGCCAACUCCUCCCCCAAAAGAUGCUCCCUUUGAYGAGCACGAAAAGCCUCCCUGCGACGGUCAAGUGUGCAGUUCCCCAACAUGUCAAUAUUGCGAACGAAGACGACAAUCGGGUAUACCACGAACCAGCAGAUCCUUCAUGGUCAAAUCAAUCCAAUCCACCGAAACACCGAAGAUUCCGAUGAACAAAAUGCCGAACGAUGUCACCGCUCCCCGUUUUGAUAGGCUUCCGUUGAGCAUUGAUGCCGAGAGGUCGAGACGGAAKUACAUCCUUGAGGACCUAGUGGAACUAUAGUGCACUCCAGAACUGCAUUCGAAUGUGUUGUAUUGUAGCGAAGUCGCCAAAGUUGCAUACGAUUUGCUAUUGCUUUGAUUUGCUUCUUAAUUUUUCGUUUUUGUAGUCAUAAUAUAAUCGAUAAUAAUAUGCAUAGAAUAAU
Molecule: messenger RNA, 1306 nt
Organism: Pseudo-nitzschia multistriata
Lineage: Eukaryota; Bacillariophyta; Bacillariophyceae; Bacillariales; Bacillariaceae
Source: the annotation of a GenBank genome assembly